This is a messenger RNA of Cordyceps fumosorosea ARSEF 2679, 291 nucleotides long. RefSeq lists its product as hypothetical. The transcript has 2 exons. Bases 1 to 291 code for a protein of 96 amino acids. Lineage: Eukaryota; Fungi; Ascomycota; Sordariomycetes; Hypocreales; Cordycipitaceae. The record is from RefSeq and is a predicted model, not a curated record.
AUGGCCGGCGACAAAGUCCCCUCGAUCCACCAGCUGGAGAAGCCGGAAAACGUCCACGAGAUGCUCCGCAAAGACCGACAAGAAGACUGCUUAUCCUGCAAAGUUGUUGGAAGCGGCGCAUUCCUCGGUCUUGCCGGCUACAGCUACUUUUCCGGCAUGUCGCAGCUCGAACGGCAGCGCAAGGCCAUCCUCCAGAGCAAGUCCAUGUUUGGGAUGCGCAGCCGCAAGGCUGGUAUCCUUGGCAUUUCACUUGGGCUGGCGUACAUGGGAUUCUGGCGAGCCUUUUACUAA